AGAUUUUAACAAAUCAAAUUUUAGCCUAAUUUGACUGGGAGUCAAAGGCAGAUUUUGAGUUCCUAACCCAGUAGAGGGACGUGUGAAACGUGAUUACGUAAGAGACUACGCAAAUGAGUAGAUUAAGUAGAAGAUGCUUGUCGUCCAUCUUGGAUAGCGGGCUACAGUUAUUUUAUACAUCAAUGGGCACAAGGGAAUAAAAUCACAGCACAUUUAGCAGAAGAACAAUUUUAAACCGACUUUCAUAACGUAUUUUUUUUUUAAAUCUCAAAAUGUCCAAACUGGAGUUGUUCAACGCGUAUCUUACAGAACGGCUGACCGCGGCGGCGAGGGAGAUAACAUCGGCAGUAGAGAGAACAAUAACAGACUAUCAGGAGGAAAUCUUCCGUUCCAAGGAGGAGAACGAACGGUUACGACUGUUGCUGGAUGUCAAACCACAUUUACACUUACAUACAAAAGACCCCCAACAGCUCACCUUCACAGUCUCUAAAGAGGGGGUUCCCCCUGAGCAGCAGCACUGUGAAGAGUGUCCCAGUAUGGGGCAACAGGUCCCAGAGCCCACACAGAUUAAAGAUGAACAGGAGGAAGAGCUGCUUCAAGGGCUGGAGUCUGAUACCAAAGACUUCAUAACUGUCUGUGUGGUGAGUGACUGUGAGGGUGUGAACACACGUCAUGCAUCGCACACUGUGGGGAGUCGAGACGGAGGUUCACCGUUCAAUAACACAACUGGAAGGAUCCAGACAGAGCCUGAUGACGAAGACUAUAUAGACUACAUAGUAUCAGAACCAUCCAGUCCUGCAGCUCGGAGUGAAAACAGUGUGAACAGCGGGAGGGAGACCGAUGGGGGGAGCAGGGAGCGACCGCUGGGGUCAAAGACACGGAAAUCACAAAGAAAACGGGUGAAGAAGGGAAUAAGUGUUGUUGAAGAAGCUUCUCCUCAUUGCUGCAAGCUGUGUGGGAGGACUUUUGUUCGUAUGGGUUUUUUAGUUAAUCACGUGCAAAGAACACACACAAAGCAUGCUAAACAAUACCGUUGCGGUGUGUGUGAAGGAGUCUUGGACUCCAAAGAAAAUCUGACAGUCCACGUGCAAACCCACACUAAAGAGAGAAGUACUGCUCACCCUCAAACCCACACUGAACCAAAUCCUAGGGCCACUGCUCACCCUCAAACCCUCACUGAACCAAAAGCUAGGCCCAGUACUCACCCUCAAAUACUCACUGAACCAAAACCUAGGCCCAGUACUCAUCCUCAAAUACUCACUGAACCAAAACCUAGGCCUACUGCUCACCGGCAAACCUUCACUAAAGGGAUGCCUACUCCUCAACUUCAACCUGCGGCCAAACCUACUUGUCAUGUUUGUGGCAAAUGUUUCCCUUACAAUCAUAAUCUGAAACUACACAUGCGUACUCACACAGGCGAGAGACCCUUCAAAUGCAGAGAAUGUGGUAAAUGCUUCCGAUCUAAGGGAUAUAUGAAGGUGCACUUGAGGAUUCACACUGGAGAGAAACUAUUCCAAUGCAAAGAAUGUGACAAAGGCUUCCCUACCAAGCAAUACCUGACCAAACACAUGCUGUUCCACACAGGGGAGAACUCCUACCAGUGUAAGGACUGUGGGAAAGGCUUCGACCAGAGGGAAGACCUUGAACAGCACCAGUCAACUCACAUGGAGGAGAAGCCAUAUGGUUGCAUAGAGUGUGGCAAAUGUUUUAAAGACACUUACCAUCUGGCCAGACAUAAGCUGGUUCACACAGGGGAGAGACCUUUCACGUGCACUGUGUGUGGACGAGGCUUCAGCACCCAAGGCAACCUGAAAGUACACCAGCGGAUUCACACCGGAGAGAAACCCUAUCGCUGUAAACUGUGUGGUAGAUGCUUUACAGGUUUUGCUAGUCUUAAAUAUCACCUGAACACUAUUCACCAUUACGACGGUGUCCUUUUAAAUGACGUGUCUGUCAGAAGAUGACAAACCAGAAGAACAUCAUUACACCAUUGUGGCUUUACAGUGUAUUUGUGGUGGCGGAUACAGAACAACCAUUAGGACAUAGAAUCUAUGAAGGAAUAUGUGGUGUACUCUAACACCUUGAUUACGGUUCAACAUUGGAUGUGAAAUAACACAUCUGACACAACGGAUAUAUAUGCUGUUGUAUAUAUAUAUAUACUACCAUUCAAAAGUUUGGGGUCACUUAGAAAUGUCCUUGUUUUUGAAACGAAAUCAUAUUUUUUUGUGUCCAUUUAAAAUAACAUCAAAUUGAUUAGAAAUACAGUGUAGACAUUGCUAAUGUUGUAAAUGACUAUUGUAGCUGGAAACGGCAGAUUUUUAAUGGAAUAUCUACAUAGGCGUACAGAUGCCCAAUAUCAGCAACCAUCACUCCUGUGUUCCAAUGGCACAUUGUGUUAGCUCAUCCAAGUUUAUCAAUUUUAAAAGACUAAUUGAUCAUUAGAAAACCCUUUUGCAAUUAUGUUAGUUGUUAUGAAACUGUUGUUCUGAUUUAAAGAAGCAAUAAAACUGUCCUUCUUUAGACUAGUUGAGUAUCUGGAGCAUCAGCAUUCGUGGGUUCGAUUCCGGACUCAAAAUGGCCAGAAACAAAGUACUUUCUUCUGAAACUCGUCAGUCUAUUCUUGUUCUCAGAAAUGAUUUUGUUUCAAAAACAAUGACAUUUCUAAGUGACCCCAAACUUUUGAAAGGUAGUAUACAUACAUAUAGUAUGAACAGUACGAGAAGUCUGGACACACCUACUCAUUCCAGGGUUUUUUGUUAUUUGAACUAUGUUCUACAUUGUAGAAUACUAGUGAAGACAUUAAAACUAUGAAAUAACACAUGGAAUCAGGUAGUAAACAAAAAAGUGUUUAACAAAUCAAAAUAUAUUUUAUAUUUGAGAUUCUUUAAAGUAGCCAACCUUUGCUUUGGUGACAGCUUGGCAUUCUCUCAACCAGCUUCACCUGUAAUGCUUUUCCAAAAGACUUUGCCGGAGUUCCCACAUAUGCUGAGCACUUGUUGGCUGCUUUUCCUUCACUCUGUGGUCCGCGUCAUCCCAAACCAUCUCAACUGGGUUGAGGUCGGGUGAUCGUGGAGGACAGGUCAUCUGAUGCAGCACUCCAUCACUCUCCUCCUUGGUCAAAUAGCCCUUACACAGCCUGGAGGUGUGUUGUCCCACUAAACUCAAACCAGAUGGGAUGGUGUAUCGCUGCAGAAUGCUUAGCCAUGCUGGUUAAGUGUGCCUUGAAUACUGGUUGAGAGAAUGCAAAGAGUUUGCAAUGCUAUCAUCAAGGCACAGCGUGGCUACUUUGAAGAAUCUCAGAAUAUACCUAUAUUUUGAUUUGUUUAACACUUUUUGGGGGGUUAUUACAUGAUUCCAUAUGUGUUAUUUCAUAGUUUUGAUGUCUUCACUACUAUUCUACAAUAAAAAUAAAUAAAAAAAGAAGAAAAAAAACCUUGAAUGAGUAGGUGUGUCCAAAUUUUGACUGGUACUUGUAUUUGUAAAUGUAUUUAAUGAGUGAAAACGUUGUAUAUGUAUUUAAAAGUUUGAAAACGUUUCCACAACCGUUGUGACCGUCACAUCCGGGAGAAUUGUGGGAACUCAUUGGUCCAAAGCUAAUAUGAUUUGCUGGAAUUUCAACACUGUGAAAACGAUGUUUUAACUUUUGUAAUGUUUACGUGUCCACCAACUAGACUAAUAUAUGUGUAUUUAUCUAUUCCUCUCUUUGUUGCUUGUUAAUUUGCAAUGUCAUGUUCCAGAAUGGUCCUUUUGUUCAAUGUGCCAAACCUGGUGUCAUUUUCUUCAGUAAUAAAAUGGAAAGCCCUAUUACAUAUCUGGUGUCAUUUUCUUCAGUAAUAAAAUGGAAAGCCCUAUUACAAACCUGGUGUCAUUUUCUUCAGUAAUAAAAUGGAAAGCCCUAUUACAAAUCUGGUGUCAUUUUCUUCAGUAAUAAAAUGGAAAGCCCUAUUACAAAUCUGGUGUCAUUUUCUUCAGUAAUAAAAUGGAAAGCCCUAUUACAAAUCUGGUGUCAUUUUCUUCAGUAAUAAAAUGGAAAGCCCUAUUACAAAUCUUGUGUCAUUUUCUUCAGUAAUAAAAUGGAAAGCCCUAUUACAAAUCUGGUGUCAUUUUCUUCAGUAAUAAAAUGGAAAGCCCUAUUACAAAUCUGGUGUCAUUUUCUUCUGUAAUAAAAUGGAAAGCCCUAUUACAAAUCUGGUGUCAUUUUCUUCAGUAAUAAAAUGGAAAGCCCUAUUACAAAUCUGGUGUCAUUUUCUUCAGUAAUAAAAUUGAAAGCCCUAUUACAAAUCUGGUGUCAUUUUCUUCUGUAAUAAAAUGGAAAGCCCUAUUACAAAUCUUGUGUCAUUUUCUUCAGUAAUAAAAUGGAAAGCCCUAUUACAAAUCUUGUGUCAUUUUCUUCAGUAAUAAAAUGGAAAGCCCUAUUACAAAUCUUGUGUCAUUUUCUUCAGUAAUAAAAUGGAAAGCCCUAUUACAAAUCUUGUGUCAUUUUCUUCAGUAAUAAAAUGGAAAGCCCUA
Molecule: messenger RNA, 4509 nt
Organism: Salvelinus fontinalis (brook trout)
Lineage: Eukaryota; Metazoa; Chordata; Actinopteri; Salmoniformes; Salmonidae
Product: zinc finger protein 182-like
Exons: 2
Coding region: 273-1964 (563 amino acids)
Biological process (GO): regulation of transcription by RNA polymerase II
Molecular function (GO): DNA-binding transcription factor activity; RNA polymerase II cis-regulatory region sequence-specific DNA binding
Source: RefSeq, a predicted model, not a curated record